GUCUGGCUUCACUCUUCAAUAAACUACAACCUUCUUUCUAAAGUAGUCUCCAUUUUGUUUAUUCCCAGCUUGGACUGGACCCUGAUGAAGAUUUUUCUUUCUACAAACGUGUUAAGUUCAUCACAUCCAUCUACUCUCUGAAUACUUGGCUUACAAUUCCCAUCACUCCCACUGGACAGGUCUGAUUAAAGGCCACCUCAAGGAGGAAAAACUGGUUAAUCUCCGCCGUCUUGAAGGAGGAUGUAAAGAGCAAAUUUCUCCAGUUCUCCGUAUGCUGCUUACGUCUGGCAAUUAUGGAAAGCUUGUGGUCAGUUAUCUUUCUACUUCAGAAGAGAGAUGGAUAGGUAGGUGUGUGCGUCCGUCCAACCGACAGCGGGGGUGGUGAUCGCGAUUCCUCCUCCUUCUUCCCCCUCCCCUCCAUUCUAUCCACCUGGCCUCCCGUUGCUGCGUCGCAAAGGCCCUUCCAGGCGGAGUCCGCGGGCGCCUCCCCGCCGUUGGGCAUCCUUCCUGCCGGGACGGAGGGAGCUCGGGUGGGCGGUUUUUUUUUCCUUUCUCGUCCGGAUCGACGAUGCAGAGGCGGUUUGGCGCGCCGCUCUCUUCCUUAUUUCCGCUGCUUUUCCUGUUGAGUGAAUCCCCGUCCAAAGCCUUGUCCUCUGUGAUUCCUACAACCGAUUGCGGAACAAGGAGAGUUGUGGAUGACAUAGUAACAGGGACACGAAUUGUUGGUGGGCAUGAUGCUCAGCUUGGUGGAUGGCCAUGGCAAGUUAGUCUUGAACUUUAUCGUUUCGGUAAAGGAUUUGUUCAUGUAUGUGGUGGAUCAUUAAUUAAUCACAACUCAGUGUUGACAGCUGCACACUGCAUUAAAGAAUGGACGGUCGCUUCGUUUUGGAGAGCUGUGGUUGGAUUGCAUCAUAUUUCUAGAUACCACGUCCAUACUAAAAAGAGCCGGAUCAGGGCUAUCAUUAUGCAUUCUAGUUUUAACAAGAUUACCUAUGAGAAUGACAUUGUCUUGUUCAAACUGAUGGAGUCUAUCAAAUUCAAUCAGUAUAUCCAACCCAUUUGUAUACCUGAUGCUCCUGUUACUCUAAAUGAUGAGAUGCCCUGUUUUAUAACUGGAUGGGGACAGACAACAGAAAAAGAGAGAGAGAGAGAUGUUUUACAAGAAGCACAGGUCGAUAUUAUUCCAAUAUCAACUUGUAAUAAACAUGAUUGGUAUGCAGGGAUGGUGAAAGAGAAAAUGCUUUGUGCCGGCUCUGAAAAAGGAGGAAUUGAUGGUUGCCAGGGAGACAGUGGUGGUCCUCUUGCAUGCUAUCUGCCAGAUGUCACCAAGUACUAUCUGGUAGGGAUCAGCAGCUUUGGUUUCGGUUGUGGCCGGCCAAAGUUGCCAGGAGUCUAUCUGCAAACAGGGUUUUACAGAAGUUGGAUACAGUCUCAAGUUAUUUUAUUCGACAAAGCCACGACUAUGAAGACUCCUUAUCUUUUCUUUUUGACUGCAGGAUGGAUAGUUUUCUGCAGUGUUUUAUGA
Molecule: messenger RNA, 1525 nt
Organism: Crotalus tigris (Tiger rattlesnake)
Lineage: Eukaryota; Metazoa; Chordata; Lepidosauria; Squamata; Viperidae
Product: transmembrane protease serine 12-like
Exons: 5
Coding region: 569-1525 (318 amino acids)
Biological process (GO): proteolysis
Molecular function (GO): serine-type endopeptidase activity
Source: RefSeq, a predicted model, not a curated record